GUUGGUGGUAUUUCGUUGUGUGGCAGCCAUCCGUCAGGUCUCUGAGACCUCAAGUGAUAUUGGCCCUCUUACACAUGAAGUGAUGAAUAAAAUGCUUGGGCGAGAAUGCGGGCCGGAUGAAUAUGCGGAAGCCCGGGAUAGCUUUAUGCGCGGCUCAAAUUUGCUAGGCUUGCUGGAUGUGCAAAAGGAACGUUUGAAGGUUUGGCGAUCGCGACUUAGUGCGGAACAGUUGCGAGCCCAAGGCGACUCUACUCCUUGCAUACAAAGGAAAACGACCCCUGAAGUCUCAAACUUACCCAUAGGUCAACAAUUUCCGACCCAUCGAGAUGCCAUGAACGCCUUGUACAGUUUGCUUUGCGAAAUGGCAUUCGAAGAUGCCAAGCAAGCUUUCGCAUCACACCACACGUCUACAGUUGUUGGAGCCGAUCCUUCACAUGUCAUAGCCGAUAUGGUUUAUAGUGCGUGCCACGUUGCUAAUAUUCUUGAUCUGGCCGUGUCGAAUACGUCGGACAUCUACACGAUGAGCCUAGCAGAGGUCUUGCUUCAACUUGUAUUUCUCUGGCGGUCGGAUGAGCUUUUUGCCUACAUUCUGGAUGUUUUAUGGCCCCGGCUUGAGACGCAUGGAAAGGGCUACGAGCACUCCCACUACCCUACACAUCUCGUCAAGCGUAUUAUAACUCAAAUUGCAGUAUACUGGGAGCAAGGUCGAGUGGUAAACUUUGCCCUGCCAGCAGUCGCAGAGAAUAUAUCGAAGUUAAGCCUGUUGGAUAUUGACCACCCGAUAGACCUGGUGGUAUGCGGAUAUAACACGGAUGGCAUGUAUUUCAUCGAGAAAAUCCCGCUGCCUUAAUGGUCUUUCUAAGUGGGUAUAUGCUGUCAAGAUAACUACAUCUGCUGUAUACGUGCCACGAUGUGCCUUACAAACUCCUGUGCGACAAUAUAUUUGUAUUACGCGUCCCGGCAACGACGGUACCUGCGGACUUUCUUUUCCGACUUGCGGUAUUUGGUUGUUGCCCGCAAGGUUAUGCGAACGUUGCUCCAGAUCAACAAUCCGAAGACCAAGAUGUCCAUCGAUGAGAGGCUGGGUACGGAGGCUUGUAGCGGCCACUCCGCAACAACAGUACUACGGCCCACCUGGGCAUCAGGAGCAACUGUUGUUAG
This is a messenger RNA of Aspergillus pseudonomiae, 1161 nucleotides long. RefSeq lists its product as uncharacterized. The transcript has a single exon. The record is from RefSeq and is a predicted model, not a curated record. NCBI's taxonomy places the organism in Eukaryota, Fungi, Ascomycota, Eurotiomycetes, Eurotiales, Aspergillaceae. Bases 83 to 850 code for a protein of 255 amino acids.